AUGGCGGACAACGAGAAGAGGGUUUCCACCGGUGGGGUGUCAGAGGUCCCCGACGACCGCAAUCCCCAGCAGCAAUACCAAGAACAAUAUCAAGAACAGGUUAUUGCCGAUUCAUCCUCCGAGUACAAUGAGUCCUUCUCCUACGACCAAGAUGACAUGCGCGACUACCAUGCUGCCGAGCAGGACCUUCACGUCACCGAGGAUGACCUGCUCGAGGCUCGCGAGCUCGCUUCCAAGUACACCCUCGAAGAUGUCCGCGACAUCAUGGGCCGGGUCUACCGCAUCCACGAAAAGGAUCCCAACUUUCCCCUGACAGUUAUCCAAAAGAUCAAGGCCUUCCUCGAGAACGACGAACUUUUUACGCAACCCGAAAAGCAUGAGAACCUGGUACAAGAGAUGAAGCUGGAGGCUGCCCUCAUCACCAACAACAGCCCGUAUGCUGAAGUCCGAGCCGUGGUUGAGAACAAGGAUGACACCUCCAUUCCCUGCUCUACUAUCCGCAGCUGGGCCAUCGGUCUCACAUUUUCGGUGCUCCUCGCAUUCACCAAUCAGCUUUUCGAUAUUCGUCAACCUGCGAUCCGUAUCAUGGCCAACGUUGCCCAGCUUCUGUCGUAUCCCAUUGGCAAGGGCUGUGAGAGGUGGCUCCCUGAUCUUGGAUUCACGUUCCUGGGUGUUCGUCAUUCUCUCAACCCAGGUCCUUUCUCCAAGAAGGAACACAUGCUCAUCACCAUCAUGGCCAACGUCGCAUACAACACCCCGUACACCAACCUCAUCAUCUGGGUGCAGUAUCUGCCACAAUACUUUAACCAGCCAUACGCCUCCCACUUCGCCUAUCAGAUCCUGAUCGCACUCAGCACCAACUUCAUUGGCUACGGAAUGGCUGGCGUCUGCCGCCGUUUCUUGGUGUACCCCUCUUAUUGCGUGUGGCCUGCGUCGCUGGUUACUAUUGCGCUGAACUCGGCCUUCCACACUGAUAACAACAGCCCGGUCCAAGGCCCCUUUGCCAAGAUCUGGCGAGUCUCGCGAAUCAAGUUCUUCUAUGUCAUGUUUGGCGCCAUGUUCAUCUGGUUCUGGUUGCCCAACUACCUCUGGACGUCGCUCUCCAACUUCAGCUGGAUGACCUGGAUCGACCCCACCAACCGCGAUCUCAGCACCAUCACUGGUUUCAACAAUGGCCUUGGCAUCAACCCUUUCCCCACUUGGGAUUGGAAUGUCCUGCUGUGGGACUCGGCCGAUCCUCUAAUGGUCCCCUUCUUCAGCACGUUCAACCGCUUCGUUGGCGCCUUCAUCUCCAUGUGGGUUGUGCUGGGUCUGUGGUACAGCAACAUCUACAACACUGGUUUCCUCCCCAUCAACAGCAACCGUGUUUACGAUCGCUUUGGUGACUUGUACAAUGUCACUCGUGCCAUCAAUGACCGCGGCCUGUUUGAUGCUGAAAAGUAUGAGGACUACUCGCCCCCAUUUUUGGGUGCUGGCAACGUGGUCAUCUACAUCUUCUUCUUUGGCAUCUACACUUCGACGCUGACCUAUGCCAUCCUCUUUCACCGUCGUGAGAUUGUGACUGGAUUCAAGGGUCUUUUCAACAGCAUGAGGAAGAAGAAGUCGACCGGAAACGACGAAAUCCACGACCUCGAUGUGCACACUCGUCUCAUGAAGGCCUACCGUGAGGUGCCCGAAUGGUGGUAUAUGGUGUGCCUUGUCUGCGCCAUGGCCUUUGGUAUUUCGGGCAUUGCUGGAUGGGAUACUCACACGUCUCCUGGUGUCAUCUUUUACGGCCUUGCCCUUUGCCUCGUCUUUGUCAUUCCUGUCGGCAUCAUCAAGGCCAUGACCGGUAUCGAGGUGACACUGACUGUGCUCGCCGAGUUUAUUGGAGGUUCUUUUGUCGAGGGAAAUGCUCUGGCCAUGAACUACUUCAAGUCGUUCGGCUACGUCACAUGCGCCCACGCCGUCAUGUUCUCCAACGAUCUCAAGCUUGCCCACUAUGUCAAGAUUCCUCCCCGACACACCUUCUUUGCCCAGAUCGUGGCCACCUUUAUCAGCACCUUUGUGUGCGUUGGUGUCCUCAACUUCCAGAUGACCCAGAUCCCAGAUGUCUGUACCGAGGACGCCCGCUGGAAGAUGUCUUGCCCCAGCGUCAACACCUUCUUUACCGCCUCAGUCCUCUGGGGUACUGUUGGUCCUAAGAAGAUCUUUGGUGAGAACGGUCUGUACACCGAGGUGCUGAUUGGUUUCCCUCUGGGAGUCGUUGUCGUAUUGGCUGUCUGGCUGCUGAACAAGAAGUUCCCCAACUGGACUUGGACUCGACAGAUCCACCCCGUGGCCAUCAUGUACGGAGGCAUUGUGUGGGCUCCGUACAACAUGUCGUAUGUCUGGCCUUCGGUGCCUAUUGCGUACUUUUCCUGGAUCUACCUCAAGUCACGAUAUCUCGGCUUGUGGUCCAAAUACAACUUUGUGCUCUCUGCAGCAUGGUCCUGCGGCAUCGCCAUUGCCGGAAUCGUCAUCUUCUUCGCCCUUCAGCUCGAGGGCACUGAGCUGAAGUGGUGGGGCAACACCAUCAACUACGUGGGAUGCGAGGACGAUGCUUGCCCUCUUCAGCAGCUGAAGCCGGGCGAGUACUUUGGUCCUCGGGUGGGAGACUUUCACUAG
Molecule: messenger RNA, 2646 nt
Organism: Fusarium keratoplasticum
Lineage: Eukaryota; Fungi; Ascomycota; Sordariomycetes; Hypocreales; Nectriaceae
Exons: 3
Coding region: 1-2646 (881 amino acids)
Biological process (GO): transmembrane transport
Molecular function (GO): oligopeptide transmembrane transporter activity
Source: RefSeq, a predicted model, not a curated record